GAUUCUCAGGCGAAGGUAAGCACAAGCAAUGGAGGUCUAAAGCUGACUCUAUCCUUCCCUCCCCAAUAAAGCAAUUUCACCGAUUCACUUCAAUUCUUCAAACGCCGUCGUUUCUGUACUCCUCGGAAUCCUCUCUACCCUCCGUUCCGCCCGCUUCCGUCGGCGCUGACUCAGUCCGAUCGAAAGCUUUGUGAAUUGACAGAAUUGUAUCAAGGGGCUGCAGCAACAUCAGUUUAAGUUAUCUUUGAUAAUCAGAAGUGACCUGUAGUGGGCCAAACACGGCAGCCUUGUUCUAGAGUUCUAUGCUUUCGUUGUCCUUUAUUGUGUUAUUGGACUUAGAUGGAUGUUCCCUCGGUGGAACUAAAUUGUGAAAGCGAAGAAGACUCUUACCCUUUAUUAAUGGCCCAGCCAGAAAAUAUCAGCAGCAGUGAGCAUAUCAUUAACAUAACUGGUACUGGUGAUUCUGCUCCCUCUAGUUUGCCCCAUGGUAGGAAUUCAAAUGGCUUAAAUUCAUCACAGCCUGAAGAUAGACCUUCAAGUAGUGCACGAGUUCCUUCGUCUCAACCUUCAAUUUCUACUACUGGAUCAAAUUCUAGAAAUUCUUCAUUCAUAAGAAGAGGAGAUUCGCGACGUCGUAGAAGUCCAUUAAAUUCUGGCUUAUGGAUAUCUAUUGAAUUACUACUCACUAUGAGCCAGAUUAUUGCAGCUAUUAUAGUAUUAUCAUUGUCAAAGAAUGAAAAACCUCGUGCACCUUUGUUUGCAUGGAUUGUGGGAUAUGCAUCUGGGUGUGGUGCGACAGUUCCUCUUCUCUAUUGGCGUUAUCGACACCGUAAUCAGGCUUCAGAACAAGAUUCUCUUCAACCUAGUCAGAAUUCUAAUCGCAUUAAUGUUCCUGCUGGGCCAUUCUCUGUUUCAGUUUCUAGGGCAUCAGAAGGCGAAGAACUUCAUCAUCCUGCCCCAUCCCCCAGAGGCAGUGUAGGGUCAGGAUUACUGACAGCAAGGGUAAAAGUUUUGGUUGAAUAUUUCAAGAUGGGUCUGGAUUGCUUCUUUGCUAUUUGGUUUGUAGUUGGUAACGUUUGGAUCUUUGGAGGGCAUUCAUCAGCCUCUGAGGCUCCUAAUUUGUACAGGCUAUGUAUAGUGUUUCUUACCUUUAGCUGUAUUGGUUAUGCCAUGCCCUUCAUUCUAUGUGUAACCAUCUGCUGCUGCCUACCUUGUAUAAUUUCCAUCCUUGGCUUUAGAGAGGACAUGACACAGACCCGAGGAGCCACAACAGAAUCUAUUAAUGCAUUGCCAACUUAUAAGUUUAAGCUGAAGAAAAGUAGAAGUGGAGAUGAUAGAGAAAACAACUCCGGGGCCGGUGAAGGAGGAGGAGGGGUUGUGGCUGCUGGAACUGAAAAGGAGCGAGUGAUUUCAGGAGAAGAUGCUGUCUGUUGCAUCUGCUUGGCGAAAUAUGCCAACAAUGAUGAACUGAGAGAGUUGCCAUGUUCUCACUUUUUCCACAAGGAAUGUGUAGAUAAAUGGUUGAAGAUCAACGCCCUGUGCCCGCUUUGCAAAAACGAGGUCGGUGAGAGUAUCGUUGGCUCUCUUGAGGGGACAAAUAGACAACAACAGGGUGAUUAGAGAGGGCAGCAGCUUGACUACAGUGCCAUGUUUUACGCGCAAGUUCUCUGGAUGGAUGGGUUCUGCAAGAAUCUGAAAGUUAGACUGAUACAAGUGUAGUAUGUUCAAGCUCAUCCUUUCUUCAGCUGUUUACAGGUUCGUUCCUUCGACAGGCUACUCUUGUAGUAAAUCCGACCACUGUCAAUAUAUAGGCGGUUAUAUAGUGCACGUCGGACGUUCUGAGUGAGUCGUGAUCGUUGUGAGAUUGCUCGUUUCUGUAGGAACUGAAAAUUGCAGAUGUUGCAAGGUUUAUACUUGUAUAAUCACACACUCCAUGCUCUUGUAUUGGCCCCUCUUCAAUUUUGUGGCAUAAUUGCUAUGAUAAUGAAUAAUUAGUAGAGCA
Molecule: messenger RNA, 2002 nt
Organism: Cucurbita moschata (crookneck pumpkin)
Lineage: Eukaryota; Viridiplantae; Streptophyta; Magnoliopsida; Cucurbitales; Cucurbitaceae
Product: E3 ubiquitin-protein ligase At1g63170
Exons: 6
Coding region: 340-1620 (426 amino acids)
Molecular function (GO): zinc ion binding
Source: RefSeq, a predicted model, not a curated record